AUGUGCCAUCGGCGAAAGCAGGACUACAGUGGCAACAGCUACCUGGGCCUCCACUUGGGCACCCAGCUCCUCCGCGCCCUGAUCCUCGACUCCAACCUGAAGGUGGCCUACGUGGCCCAGAUCCGCUAUGACGUCGACCUGCCCGAGUUCAAGACCGUCAAUGGCAUCUUGCCAGAUGGUGAGCCGGGCGAGUACCUGGCCAAUCCGGUGAUGUGGGUGAAGGCGCUGGACAUGCUGAUGGACUGCCUGGUGAAGCAGGGCGCGGAUCUGCACUCGGUGGCCUCGGUGGCCGGAGCGGCGCAGCAGCACGGCUGUGUCUUCUGGUCCGACUUGGGCCUGCGGCGUCUGUGCAACCUGAAUGCCCACCUGCAGCUCCACGAACAGCUCAAUGAGAGUGCCUUCGAGCUGACCAGGACGCCAACGUGGCGGGAUUCGUCUACGGACAAGCAGGUCCACGAAAUGGAGCAUGCAGUCGGCGGUCCCGCUGAACUUUCCAGCAUAACGGGCUCCAGGGCGUACGCAAGGUUCACGGGUCCCCAGAUCCGGAAGAUACACUCCCAGUGUCCGGAGCACUACGAGCGGACCUCCAGGAUCUCCCUGAUCAGCAGCUUUCUUGCCUCGCUGCUUAUUGGCGGCAUGGCCUCCAUUGACUUCACAGAUGGCUCCGGAAUGAAUCUGAUGGAUAUCCGGCGAAAGAAGUGGUCGCCCGAGUGCCUGGAUGCCUGUGCUCCGGGUUUGGCCAGGCGUCUGAUGAAACCCAUUCCCUCCAACCGGCUGCAAGGACGCAUUGCGGAUUACUAUGUGAGGCGAUGGAACUUCCGACCGGAUUGCAUGGUUGUGGCUUCCGCCGGGAGUAAGGCCUCCGAGCUGGCUGGCCUGCUGGUGGAGAAGGACUUCCUCAUGCUGUCGCUGGACACCAGCGACGUGGUUGUGAUGCCCCUGAAGAGGGCUCCGCGUCUGGAGGAUGGCCAUGUGAUGUGCCAUCCAACGAGGACGGACGAGUACAUGGGGGUGCUGUGCUUCCACAAUGGAGCCCUUACCAGGAAAGCCGUCUGCGAGGAGGUGGCCAACGGAAGUUGGAUGCGCUUCUAUGAGAUGCUGGGUGACACGCCCCCGGGAAAUAAUGGCAAUGUGGCCGUGCACUUCCGGGACCGAGAGAUCAUACCCAUUGCCCAGGGCACUCUGCGCUGGGCUGCCGGGAUAGACUUCAUGUCGGCGGAGUGCCUACAAGGUCUUCCAGCCUUUGACACCCCGGAGAUAGAGGUGCGAGCCGUAAUCGAGGGUCAGAUCAUGCACCACUACGCCAUUGCCCGCGAGAUGGGCUUCCACAAGUCGAAGUACACCAAGGUCAUAGUGGUGGGCGAAGAUUCCAGGAGCCAGCAGGUCCAGCAGAUCGUGGCGGACAUCUUUGAUGCCCCAGUGUACCAGAGAUCAGGAGUGGAGGUCAGCCUGCUGGGCUGCGCCUUUCGAGCCAGGUACGCCUUCUACGAGCACCGCGAGUCCAACUGCAACUGCCGAUCCUGCAAGAUGCCCAAGGGCCGGCAGCCAAGGCUCAGCUACGAGGAGUUCUUCCGGAACAUCCCCUCCGGCUUGCACCUGGCUGCGGAGCCCACUCCGGGAUCCGAGAAGAUCUACACACCCUUGAUCGCCCGCUGCACCCAGAUUUGCCGACUGCUGGCCGCCAAAUCCAGCGUGUACUUUUACCAAGAUGAGGAAGAGUAA
Messenger RNA from Drosophila suzukii, 1722 nucleotides. Its product is annotated as xylulose kinase. NCBI's taxonomy places the organism in Eukaryota, Metazoa, Arthropoda, Insecta, Diptera, Drosophilidae. The record is from RefSeq and is a predicted model, not a curated record. Gene Ontology annotation, cellular component: cytosol. Gene Ontology annotation, molecular function: D-xylulokinase activity. Gene Ontology annotation, biological process: xylulose metabolic process; phosphorylation; D-xylose metabolic process.